GCGUGACUAAACGUUGCGUCGCGUGGAAAGAGACAGUUUCUUUAUAAUCUUACUCUUACUUGAUUGAACAAUGAACCUUCCUUGUAAUGGAAUAAUCGGUACAAACGUACUUGACUAUUUUGGACUCAAAGAAAAGAGAAAAAAUAAAAAUAAAUUAUAUAAACAAAUGUGCUGGAGAGACAAUAAUUUCAAAAGAAAAAAUCUCAAAAACAUUGCGGAAAAGCCAGACCGCAAAAUUUUCUUUUGGCGUUUCCAGCAAACAUAUUAUACUUCUUCAAACCACAAUUCGGCCAAUACUCAACUACUUUUGCGAAAAAAAAUUCGAAACGAGGAUCCUAUACGAUUUAACAUCAUGUGUAAACAAAUCAUAGAUUUCCAUAGGGCCUUCACAGGCCAUUUAUAGAAUUCCGUGAAACAAAUUAAUAGCUUUUACUUCGUAGGCCUAUAGGAUAUUUGCAACACACACGUUGAUCAAACACACACUACAAUACUACGUAAACACAUGCCAUCAUAAAAAGUAUAACAAAUGAAGAGUGAACAGAAAAAUAAGUGGAAAUUAUUGAUCCAACUCAACUUCUUCACCCACCCGACACGAUCAUGCAAAUCCGAAUAAACUUUGUCAGACUGGCUUGACAAAGGUGCACUGCAUUUAAGCCUAUGUUGCAUAAUUGCGGGGCUUGGCAGUUAAAAAAGGGUGGUGUGUUGUGUAUCACUAUCACUGACAGCCGUGUGUACAGUUGCUUGCACCUGGCACCUCUCUGACUGGUUAUUCUACUUAGUAGAGAGAACCCAUUUCAUGCUUUUGCAAGUUCGUUAAUUUGGCUGAAAGAGCGAUUUUAAAAAAACGUCGCCAUGUCGUUCUAUCGUAACGCUGUGUGGUUCGUAAAAGGACUCAAUGAGUAUACAAAAUCUGGGUACCUGUCAGCAAGCAAACGCUUCGACCCAGCUGAUCUUGAUGUAAACAUCAGCAACAGAAGCUUCAUGAUCACAGGAGCCAACAGCGGACUGGGAAGGAGUGCAGCUCUCACUAUCGCCAAAAAAGGUGCGACAGUACAUAUGGUGUGUCGUAACAAAGAGAGAGGAGAAGCAGCACAGGAGGAACUUAAGCAAGAGUCUGGAAAUCAGAUCAAUAAUGCGGGUAUUCUGGUAAACGAGGACAAGAGGCAGGUGACGGAGGAUGGUUUGGAGUCAACUUUUGCCACAAAUACACUGGGCACCCACCUGCUGACCAUCCACUUGUUGCCUGUGCUGGAGCAAGCAGAAGAUCCCAGAGUGGUCAUUGUUACAUCUGGUGGAAUGCUUUUGCAAAAACUUGACCUAAGUGACCUCCAGUUUGAGAAAAUGUCCAAGUUUGAUGGUGCUAUGGCAUACAGUCAGACCAAGAGACAGCAAGUGGUGAUGACAGCUCAGUAUGCAAAGACGUAUCCUAAGGUCCACUUUUCAUGUCCGCAUCCUGGAUGGUCAAGCACUCCAGGUGUCCAAUCUUCUCUCCCUGAUUUCUACGAGAGAUUUCAGAACAAACUGCGAUCGGAGGAAGCAGGAGCAGACACCAUUGUCUGGCUGGCGAUCUCACCAGCAGCCACAAAACAGCUUAGUGGACUUUUUUUUCAAGAUCGCAAGCCUGUGCCAAUACAUUUACCUCUGGCCUGGACCAAAUCGAACUCAGGGGACGAUGAGAAACUGAUGACCAAGCUGCAAGAAUUCGCUGAAAGCUUCAACAAAUGAAUCGAAUGACCUCAACCUCAGUCUGCUAGGCCUAAUUGUUUAAUGAUAAAAGGUGUUUUGUUUAUCUUGCAGGGAGGGGGGGGGGGUGAUAUUUGUCUGUCUGCCAUCAAGUUAUUUCUUUUUUUUGUGUUACUUUUCUGAAUUUUUUGUUCAAGGUUUACAAUUUGGGUGCAACAUUCAUUGUUCUCGGUUGUUAAUGGAGAGUUAUUAUUUACUGUAGAUCGUAGUGUCAACUGUGGAUGCUGGGCAUGGAUGUACUAGUGGUGAGGAACAGAAAGGUGUAGGAGAGGGGGGAUAGAGAUCAAGAGAAAAUCUAGAUGCUAAAGCGGAAGAAAAGAGAGAGAGAGUAAAAGAUGAAAGGAGAAAGCUUAGCAGUUAAACAUUUCAUUGAUACAGUAAUCAACUAGAUUUGCUUAAAGUGCUGGAUGAUGUUAACGGUUGGGUGGUUGAAGGGUGCCAUAAUCCAUUUUGUCAAAAUUAUUAUGCAGUAUGGAAAGUUCUGUCACUGCUUGUGAGCUGAUGUCUGUGGUGUUUUUCCCUUGCAUGCACAAGACCCAAGUUUGAUUGAUUCCCUUGUGAGGAGAAUUUUUACCAAGUAUAUUGGGGUUUCUGCUGGGGCGCUGUAUCCCGAUUAGUCUGGGUUGGCCUCAACAAUAGGGUUAUAGCCUCAGGUAAAUGGUCUGAAAUGUGUCGAUGAAGCUGUAAAAAGAAGGAAAAAAAACCUGCCUGUGACAGAAUUUUGCUGUUCGUGACCAUUUUUGUAUCUAUACCAUGCUCCUCAUAGAUGGAAAAUGUCUUGUCAAGACAUUAACCUUGUAUUUGUACUUGAUAAAAGAUCAGCUGCCAGCUGCAUGUCACUGCUACCUCAAACAUCCUUUAUUAGUUGUUGUAUGUCACGGUAUAGGUUUAGCGCCCCUCUUAACACAAAGAUUAUUUAAGAGGCAGGUCCUCCAAAUUUAACACCCGUCUCCGAUAGGAUCCAGCCAAAUGUGUAGAGCAGAGUGCCUUGAAAACUCCACAAAGUGAUCCAAGUUCAAGAACACCCGAUUGGGAAUUUGAACCAGGGCCACCAUUAGUGUAUCAUUUCUUACCACUGAGUGUUGGAACAUUUUUUGUGUACAUGUAUAUAUUUCCAAUUCUUUAGUAUAUAUCUAUUUUUUUUACACUUUCCUUUUUCCCUUUUCUCUGUGAUAAUGAAAGUGAAUUUAACUUAAAACGGGCAAGAAUCACUCCGAGUGCAUGAAGUGAGUACAUGAGUGAUUGAAGGCUGCCUUUGGUAUGUCUUACUUGACUAUCCCCUCUGAUGUUUCUGUCUGCCUGUGUUCUUGCUUUUUUUAUGGGACUCAUCUACUGUUACUGUUACUGUGUCGUUGAUCUUCUUUUAUUUAUAAUGAACAAAUGGUGAGAUUGUAUUUUUUCACUCCAUGGUAGAGAAAUUGUAAAAUGCCUUUACCAGGGACACGUCUGGCCCCCAUGGGGUUUAAAACCAUAAGCUUUUAGUUUUGAGCCAAAUAGCCUAACCUCAAGAGCACUGAUGCCGCAAUUAAGUGGCCAGUAAAAUCCUCUUCAAUUUUAUAUGAGAGAAACUAAUUAAGGAACCAAUGGGAAAGAGGAAGGAAUUUGGUCUAUAACUAUGUUUUAAAAGUGUGCAUGUAUACACGAUAUAUAUCGACAGCUCAAUGUAAGACUCUGCUGUACGCCAUUUUGAAAAGUCAAGCAGGACAGAGUUUACACUGAGUAGUUGAUAUGUUCUGCUCAUAUAUGAUCUUUGUGAGCUUCGUUUUACUCUGUGAUUUAAGAAUUUUUAAAAGUUUUGUAUCUUUGAAGAACAAAGAUUAUGUGUUUUUUUGUUUCGAGUCCUACUCAUUUCAUGUUAUGUCAAUAGAUACCGACUGGGUUUCAUAUC
Messenger RNA from Aplysia californica (California sea hare), 3631 nucleotides. Its product is annotated as dehydrogenase/reductase SDR family member 12. The transcript is spliced from 7 exons. Bases 853 to 1725 code for a protein of 290 amino acids. Lineage: Eukaryota; Metazoa; Mollusca; Gastropoda; Aplysiida; Aplysiidae. The record is from RefSeq and is a predicted model, not a curated record.